Porites lobata is the source of this 13385-nucleotide messenger RNA. The record is from the annotation of a GenBank genome assembly. NCBI's taxonomy places the organism in Eukaryota, Metazoa, Cnidaria, Anthozoa, Scleractinia, Poritidae.
CUCACGUUCAACAUGGCGACUGCUGAUGUCGAAGACGAUUUCGAAGCGCUCGAACCCACGGUUAAAAAUAUAAUCGAUCAGAAAACGCUGCGUUGGGUUUUUGUUGGCGGAAAAGGAGGUGUCGGCAAGACAACUUGUAGGUUAGUCAUGGGUUUUUUUAAUGUGUUCCAUGUGUUGUAUCUUGUUUUAGUUUUGUAGUUUAGGCUACAGUCUUCAUUUCUAUAUAAAAUAGUUUCUGUCAUUCUGACCACAGGCCGUAUAAGCCUCCGGCUUUGGGUUUACUGAGUUUGUAAUAUAUGAGCGAUGGAAUAAUAAAGUUAAAGUUAAGUUAAGUUAUAGAAAAUAUAUUUAGCGCCACGAUAAUAAGCAGUAGUAAAAAUUAAGUCAAAUCAUUAAUGCUUUAAAAAUAAGCUUAAAUUUUCCUUGUAAAUUAAGCUUAAUAUGUAAGCUUAUUGUCUGUAUACAAUUUUUGCAUAAAUGAAUAUGUGUCUUAAGUCAAAGUUUGUUACCAGAUGUCGUCGGUUUUUUGGUUAGGAUCUCAGUUUGUGAAAAAAUAGCACAAGUGAGAAUAGUAGAAAGGUGUAGUUAAAAAAUUAUUUCUUUGCAAACAGGAGCGUGUUAGCUUCUUAUUUAUUUAUUUAUUUUUAUUUGAUAUUUGCACAUUUUAAAAGAUUUUUAUAUUUAAUCUUUAUUUGAUUUAAUUAUUUAAUUUAAUAGCCUUUAUUUUUCAUGGCCUCAACGGGAAUAGCAUUGGCCAUGGGCCGGGGGAGCACAGCAUUUUUUUAUUGAAACACCUGCAUAAUUAAUAUGUGGGGCUGUGUGGUAAUUUUCUUCUUAUAGGAAGUGUACUUAUAUCAUGAUCAUAAUUCCCUCACCCACAUCACAGUGUGCAAAGAAUUUUGCUACUGGGCUCAUGAAUUUGGUUCUUAACUUGCUUAAUGGGUAAGUGAAGUUUUUUCAGGAAUUCAAGUUACAUAAGAACUGUGUAAACAAUCCUGCUCAUCAAAACGUUUUUGGGGCUAUUUGAAAUGUAUUUUUGGCUAGUACAUGCUAGCUACAGCUUGCCCGAAUGGCAAGUUGUAAAAGUGGCGUUCUUUGCACCCUGCAUCUGCAAUGUCAAAUUAUACAGAGUUAUACAAUACAACCAUCAAAACUGUACAUGAAAAUGAAGAAAAAUCCAAGUGACCAUAGAAUAAUGUCCCCAUGAGAUCGAAACUUCAACAUCUCUUGCAAGCAACCUCCCAGGCAUUAAAAUAUUAAAAGGCAGUCUUGUGCAAAUUUUUGUUCUCGUAAGGCUAACAUUAAUACACAUGGCCAAACUUAAAUUUCUUGUGUGCGCAGAAGCAGCCGGCAACAGUUUACAAUGGAAAUUUAUAAAGAAAUGUGGGAUAAAAAACAGCAUGGUGUUCAAUAUACCUGGACAAUUUGUUCAGUCACAGACUGAAAGGUUGAGUUCUUUAAAUCUCAGUUUUGGCAAACUUAAACUCCUAUCUUCAAAUUUUUGUGCUUCCCAGAAUUGAAAUAAAAAUGCCAAAAACUUACCUUUGUCUUCCACAAGAUUCCUUUGCAAGUGGAGCACUGCUGCCUUGAUUAACCUCGCUAAUUGAGACAGCUAGGUUCGAAAACCCUCAGAUGUUCAUUUUAAGACUUCAAGUUGAGAGUUUUAUCUUUCUUUUGUGAGUUUUUUGUCGUCUGAAAAAGCAUAUUCUUCCUUCCUAUGUUUUAAGAAUUUGUUGUUAAUUCUAUAGUAAAAGCGCAUCUACUACUCGGUUGUAAUCCAAGACCCUCUUAUUUUGGCCCAAAAUCAUCCAAAUUUUCUCCAAAACCUCUCGUUCGAAAGCUUAUUUCAUCGGUUAACCAUCAUCAUUUCUUGUUUUGGAAAUAUGUGUAUAUUUGAUCAGUGGCUUUUAUUUGACCACAAACAACCAUGUAUUUGACCACUUGAACUUUCCUAACAUUAUGAGCCCGGAAUUCGCUGUAAAAACCAGGGGUUAUGACUAUUGCAUGACAGUAUGAAUGUAAGUCAAACAAAGUUUGAUGUGCAAGAUUUCUGGCCAUGGUAUGCAGUGGUCAAAUGCUCUACAAAAGUACCUAGUAGAUUUAGUGAUCAAAAUGCCCUCAUUUUGCAUUUCAAAUUGUGAUUUCUGGUUUACAAAAUAAACCAACUUUCAUGUUUUGUUUCUGCUUGGUAAUGAGACAGCUGGGGCCUUUUCAACCAUUUAAGAUUAAUUAGUAGAAUUUUGGUUGGGGGAAGUGAUGUUGAGGUUUCUUUUACGUCUAGAUUUGCAAAAAAAUUUGAAAAAUUGAAAAAAUUCAUGUCCGGUAGUCCAGGACAUAGAUUUUCUUGCAAGGCAAUUAACUUUUAAAGCUUGAUUGCCCAACAAGCAAUAGUCCAGGUAAGUCAUCCUCUAUCAGAAAUAAUCAUAUAGUAAGACAAGUAAGAAGUGGCGCUGGGCAAGUAUAAUUGGAGUGCUGCUUACCUAAAGAACAAGCCUUAAAAUCAAUUUUUUUUUCCGAGCCCUGGAUUGGCACAUAAUUUACCAAGGACCAAAUCAUGAAGGGGAAAAAAAAUUUUGUGAGAACAAAAGAGUCAAUACUGCAGCAGCAUUGAGUGCAAGCCAGCACCUUUUUAAAUCAAGCUUUCUUUCUUUUUGUCCCUCGAUCACCAAGUUACUGAAUCUCUCUAUUCGCACUGGCAAUUUUCCUGAAAUAUGGAAAUGCUCGAAAGUGGCUGCACUUUUCAAAACUGGAGAUAGGAGAGAUGCGUCAAAUUAUCGCCCAAUUUCUAUUCUGCCAACAAUGAGUAAAAUUCUGGAAAAAGUCGUUCAUUCCCAAUUCUAUGACUUUCUGAAUUCAAAUAAUCUCCUUUCAAGCAAACAAUUUGGUUUCCGUCCCAAACUGUCUACAACAUCGGCUCUCACCAGUUUUGCAGAUGAGGUCCUAUUGCAUAUGGAGAGUGGAGAACUGUGCGGUGCAGUGUUCCUAGAUCUGACCAAGGCAUUCGAUACCGUUGACCAUACGAUCUUGCUAUCUAAAUUGUCGGCUAUCGGUGUGUCUCCCCAGCACUCUACAGUGGUUCAAGUCUUACCUGAAUCAUCGUAAACAGCGGACUGCCUGUAGCGAUGCUGUGUCUGACCCUCUCCCGAUGACCUUUGGGGUGCCACAGGGGAGCAUUCUAGGACCGCUUCUCUUCUUGGUUUAUAUUAAUGACCUUCCGCUGGUUAUAAAGAAUUGCGGUGACUUUGUAUGCUGAUGACACGGUCCUGUACUACUUUGCUAAAGAGCCACACCUGUUAGAAGAGGCACUGAAUGAUGAUCUCUUGAAAGUUGCCCAGUGGUUACAUGGAAAUAAGUUAACUUUAAAUCUUACUAAGACGAAAUCCAUGAUUAUAGGCAGUAAUAGGAAACUUGUUGGUAUUUCCUCUUUCACGUUAUCUAUUUUUGACACUGAUAUAAAUUCUGUAAGUAGUUUUAAAUAUUUGGGAGUUAUGUUGUCUUCAACUUUCACAUGGUCUGACCAUAUUGAGUAUAUUUCAUGUAAGGUUAAUAAAAACCUUGGUCUUCUACGUAGGAUUAAGUAUUAUUUACCUUAUGAUGCCCGGUUACUUUUUUAUAAUAGCUUAGUGCUACCUAUUUUUGAUUAUGCUGAUUUAGUCUGGGGUGACAAGGACAAUGUCUCACUUAUGAAGGAAUUGCAAAUUCUCCAAAACAAAGCAGCUAAGUUGAUAUUAGAUAGAUCACCUCACUCCUCAUCCACCGAUGCAUUGAUUGUCUUGAGAUGGCUGAAUCUUGAAGAACGUAGGAAAUGUCAUCGAUGUAUAUAUGCAUACAAGUGUAUUAAUGGCCAACUUAAUCAUUCUUUGGACAUUGUAAAAAGAGUGAUAUACAUUCCUACAAUACGGCAAGAAUAACGAUACUAUCAAAGCUCCCCAAAAUUAAAUAUAAUUGGGGAAAACAACGUCAUGUACCACUGUUUCAAAGACUUUAAUGAAUUAGAGAGAACUGUAAGAAACUCAGCAAGUUUUCCAAUUUUUAAGAAGUGUCUUUUUCUGCUUUUUAUAAUUGAGUACUUGUAGUGUGUAUGUUUUAAUUAUUUCUGUAACUCGAUUUUACCUUGAAUUUUUUUUUUUUUUUUUUUUUUUUUUAACUUUUUAUAUUUUAAUUGUAUUAUAUAAUAUACAUCUCGUAAUUAGGACCUCUAUGUAAACCACUCUUGUGAUGGAGCAUCCUAUUAAAAGAUUGUUAUUAUUAUUUGAAAAGAAUUAUUUGACAUUUGACACACACCGUUCUUUCAGACAUACAGUAUCAAGAAGUUAGCUUUGUGUUCUGCUCAGUUUAACAAAGCAGUACCCUUUUCUUCCUUUUUCUUUCAGUUGUAGUAUUGCCCUUCAGCUAGCCCAGACAAGAGAAAGUGUGCUAAUAAUUUCUACAGAUCCUGCUCACAAUAUUUCAGAUGCAUUUGAUCAAAAAUUUAGCAACAUUCCUACGAAAGUCAAAGGCUGUAAUAACCUUUUUGCUAUGGUGAGUGUGAGUAAACUGCUAAGUUUGUCUUCAAAAUCUAAGAUAUCAUUUUAAGUUUCUCCAAAGUAAUAGGUUAAUUACAUGUAGUCUGAACCCACCCUUCCUCCCACGUACAUACACAUGUAUACCACUCCUCCGGGGAUUCCAGUUUAAGUUCAUACUUUCCUACAAUGCCCCCCCUCCCCUUCCUCCCUACCCCUCUGGUUGUGGAAUAACCCCUCAUGAGGUGGGCACGUGAAUAUCUUUUGCAAUUAACUACCUAUAUAAAUACUAGAGUCAAAGCUCCCAUGCCACCACCUAAAGGGGCCAAGAUUUCGUAGUUUGCUCAUGAUGGGUGAUUCCUGAUUACUUGUGAGAAUUGGUCACAUAUAGAGGUGCAACUGUAUUAUCAAUACAGGCCAACCCAAAACAAGGGUGAAUAUCACACUAAAAUAAAUUACAGUGUUUUCCAACAUUCAAAAUUUAUUUAUGUUUUCUUUAGGUAUGCAUAUAACUAGCCAAAGCCAUGUAUGUGUACAUCCAUGUUAACAGGAUUUCUCAUUCCUUCAACAUUAAUUUGCUUUUCAUUAUACUUAACCAUGAUAGUCCUAUUGGAAGCAGAGUACAAUUAUGAUAUUUUGCUUUGAAAAAGCUGUAAAAUUAUAAAUGUUAAAUGAAUUUUCACUUAAAUACCAUUGCAGGAAAUAGACCCUAACAUUGGAUUUUCUCAUCUUCCUGAUGAUGUUUUUGAUGAACCAGGUACACUGUAAAAUAAUUUAAUUAAUGCUUUUUUACACAAAAUCUCUGCUUCUUGGCACUUUACAACAGCCCUGAAAUUGCACUUGUUUUGGGAGACAAAAUUACUCUGUACUGUUUUAAAGGACAGUAUGUAUCACCCUUAUUGUGAAAAAGAUGGUCUUUGUGCCUAAAUAUUUUUGAAUAGACUUACUUUUACCCUGAAGGGCUUCAUGUCCUUCAGUGAAAACCUUAUUAUAAUACAUGUAAAUCCUAGACUACGAGUAGUCCCCCAUUUUUUCUCAGGGAUAGUAGAGCGAGCGAAACGCGAGCGGGUGUGAAAAUCACCCCACACGAGAAAAGGCGACACGCGGCAGGGUGAGUCGCCUUUUCAUGCGUGGGGUGAUUUUCAUGCGCGCUCGCAUUUCGCUCGCUCUACUAUCCCUGAGGAAAAAUGGGGGACUACUCGUAGUCUAUGUAAAUCCCAGUAAAUAAGAAAAACCUUGAUACCGCUGUUUAACAACAAAUGGCACUCUUUUACCUUUUAGUUGUAAAAAGUAUGGAGUAGCCUCAUUUCAACAAACAUCUGUUUACCAGUCUGUAGGUACAUGUACCUCAUUAUUUUCGGGUUCCACAACACAAUAUUGUCAGUUUUCACAUGGUGUCCCUAUAAUUCAAACUACAAAACUAUCUAUCCUACUGGGAUUUUUCUUUCAUGUAAAAUGUAUUAGAGCAGCUGAAAACUAAUUUUCAAACAAAUUUUUGCUUCAAAGUCAUUCUUGGUUUUGUGAUAGAGUACGCCUGAAGAUCUAAGCUUUCGUGUGACAUGGCAUUUACAUGAUGGCUGAGAGAGCUGUCAUGUAUGUUAAAAAGUGACUUAUUUUGGGGAACUUUGCUAUCUAAACAGUUCAUGUAAUAGAAAAAAGUAUUUCUUUAAAAUUAAUGUUAUGAGUUCCUCAAGGAAUAAAUUCAUGCUUUUGUAGCAAAACUCGGUAACAAAUGUUCCUGUUGGUUUCGGUCCACCAUGUUGGUGCUCAUCCAGAUGGACACCAGCAUGGUUCUCCAAACAAAUCUCUAUAAAUUUGGGUAAUAAAUCAUAUUUCUUCGGAUAUCUCUGAUAUAAAAUGUUCCUCUGACCUGAAUCUUGGCGAGGGUCUUUGCAAAUUUACCUCCUUUUAUUUCCUAGAUUCUGGACUAGCAAAGUGCUCAUACAUUUAACAGAUAUGUUUGUACUCUUAUUUUUCGUUUACAGUUAUUGAUCAAUGCCGUAUCCUUAUUAUUUUUAUAUGAACAUCACUAGAUAGAAUACUGAGUUGUCUCAUUGUUUUUUCUAACGUUAUUAUCAUCAUUAUCACUGGUAUCAUCAUCAUCUUCGUCAUCAUCAUCAUCAUCAUCAUCAUCAUCAUCAUCAUCAUCAUCAUCAUGACCACUAUCAAUAUGUAACAAGUAAACUGUUAUACUGUAUUAUUACUUUCCUGUAGAUGUUAUGUCCAUGGGUAAGAACAUGGUGAAAGAGCUUCUUGGGGCAUUUCCAGGAAUUGAUGAGGCUAUGAGUUUUGCAGAAGUCAUGAGGUAGUGUAUAGACUAUUAUGAGUAGACCCAAGAUGGAACUGUUCUUGAUAUAAUCAAUUGGCUUUUUCUCACCAGGUUGGUGAACACGAUGGAUUUCAGUGUUGUUGUGUUUGAUACAGCCCCUACUGGUCACACCCUUAGAUUGCUGGCCUUUCCAUCUAUUAUUGAGAAGUCUCUUGGAAAGAUUAUGUCUCUUAAGAACAGUAUAGCACCAUUCAUAUCACAGGUAUAUGGCUCAAAUACAAAUAUGUGUAUCGCAGAAGCUCGGGGGAGAAUGGCCCGUUAAAUAUUAGGGUUGGGAGGACUGAGAGAGGUAGAUUAAAUUGUGCAAAUGGUGAGAGCGCGGGUUUCACUACCGGCUCAAAAAUUGGAAGCUGAGACAUUGUUGAUCUCGCUUUGGUUAUCACGGGUACAGUGUACUUGGCUCAACAAGACCUGGCCGAUUGCAUAACAUUUUGUUUUAAUAAAUCUUACGAGUUAUCUAAAUGCAGAAUUUUCCGUAGAUGGAUAGAGAAAUCGUUAUGCUUGGUCUAAACCGCCUACAUGUAACUUUUUGGCCGUUUCUCAAACAGAGGAGGCAAAUGACUACGGCUAGUGCCUGCUUCACAAAACACUACAGAACGAAAAAGGAAUCACCAUUCCACUGUGUAUUAAACGGAACAGCUCCGCAUCAAAAUUUCCAUCCGCUAGGAAAAUUUGUCCCAGUUAAAACUUUAUUUGAUGCGUAGAAGUUCAGUUUCUGGUCUUGGACAAUUAAUGAAUGGGACUCCUUUAUUUUUCUUUUUUUACUUAUUUGACUGAUCCACGAUUAGUUUUUAUCGAUUUGAAGUGAAUUACGUAAUAUUUUUUGUCUAAUUAUUUAUUUUUAUUAGUAUUUACCUUCAAAACUGCGGUAUGCCCUCUCGUAGUUCUCGUAUAUGCGUGUAGGAUCGAGGGAAAACUGUCGCGAUCUGUAAAAAUAUACAAAUUAUUACAUACAUAUAACAUUGCAUCUGUAACAAUGUUUUUGAAGGCCUGAAACGAAGACUCUUCCAUUUCUUGGCUAAUCUUGCCACAAAACUAUCGAUUUUUAUUUUUGUGAGUGUUGUCUCGAUCUGAGUAAAUGGGUGGCUUUAACGUUAUUUAGGGAUCACAUACAAUUAGUUCCCUGGCCAUGUGCCUUUUUUUCAUACGCUGCUAUCGUUUAGUAAUGAUAUUCAGCGUUCCGUAAUGAAGGAAAGAUGGCCGGUUGUGUAUUCCUUGUUUGUAGAGUGCGCCCCACCGAACCUUCAGGUAUUCUAGUUGGCAGGUUAUCUUUUUCAACGCGUACUACGUACCAAAGAAGCAAAGGAGUAGGUGUGUUAACCAGAGAAGUAUCCGAGUUGACGCGUGGCUUGUAAUGCGCCACACUCGGCGAUAAAAUUUUUGCCUGUUCACAGCGGUCUUGUUUGUACGUACUUGUCUGAGUAAUCGGGCAAGUAACGCUCUUCUCAAUGUCGAGCUCUCAUGUUUGAUCUCCCAUUAUUUAAGGCAAACAAAGCUCCGCAGUAGUUGGUUUUCAGCUGUUUCUCUGCAGAAACUUAAGCUUUUAAUAACAGUUCGCCCGGGCAGGGGUAUUUUGCAGAAUGCCGAACGCAGAUUAGUGAUUAGGGUUAGGAAACUGAGCGAAUCAAGUUUCAGGUCCAUUUUCCCAGUACAGUGACCCUAAUGGGACCCACUCAGUUUCCUAGCCCUGAUCACGAAACUUUAGUGUCAUUAUGCCAUUAGGCGUUCUGCAAAAUACCCCCUGCCGCAAUUCGCCUCUUAGUAAACAGAAACCAUCAAGAACGUGUAUUGGACAAUACUCCUUUUUCUUUUUUCUUUUCUUUCAUUUUUUUUCUUUUGCUUAUUGUCAUCAUUAUUAUUACUUACUUAUUUUUUUCUAGUUUGGGUCAUUGCUAGGCAUUCAUGACAUGAACGCAGAUCAAAUGACCAAGAAACUAGAGGAUACAUUACCUGUCAUACAGCAAGUCAGUGAACAAUUCAAAAAUCCAGUAUGUGUUAUUUUGAUUCUACUUUUCUUUAACUAAAUGUGAACUUCUCAACUUUGCUUGAAUAGAAGAAAAACAGGAUAAAAUGUCCCACUGAUCUUAAGUUAGAGGUAAUUGAUUCCCACUGAUAUAACACUACUUUUACAGUCAUCCCAAGUUAGGUGUACCCCCAAGAUUCCAUCAAUGAAUUUAUUAUUCGAAGGUUGAAUCCGUUGGUAGUUGUGGAUUUCAGACCCAUCUGUUCAGUCUUGUAUGCAUAAUGAGCCGUGAAUUCACACGCGAAGGAGUUAAUUAAAUAUCUACCAGCUGUUUUCAGAAUUUGAUGUAAAUGUCUUCGAUGCAAUUUUAACCAUUCAAAGUUUUCAAACUGACCAGAUACAGAUAAGGUCUCGUAAAAUAUUCACUGCUCAUUACGCAUGCAGGAAUGCCGACUUCAAUUUCGCACUAGUUACGGGAACGACUAACGGAUUCAUUUUUCAAAUAAUCAAUUCAUUAAUGGAAUCUUGGGGCCUCCGAAUGGGCGAGGAGAGCCGAGCGGCCUUCUCCCCCUCUUCCCCCAUCCCUUUCUGAGCACGCUUUCUCGCCUUAUGGCCGUAUCCCUUACGAGAGAGGGUUUGCUCGCUGGCUAUUCUCACAAUCACCUUUACUAUAGAACAAUAAUUAAGUUCCGUAGAUAUAUUUAAUCCCUUUGCCACACAAAGAAAAGUAAAAGAGUCUCUCUAAAAGGAGAAGUGUGUUUAAAAAUAUUCUCUGAAGUAAAGUGAAUUAUUUUUUCACCUUCAAUGACAACAGUAUUUUUCCAUUGAUAUCUGUAUAUAUUUUAUAUGUUAACCAUAUACGUACUUGUUUUUUGUAGGAUCACACAACAUUUGUGUGCGUGUGUAUAGCAGAAUUUUUGUCUCUUUACGAAACAGAGAGACUAGUGCAAGAACUCACCAAGUCAGAAAUCGACACGCAUAACAUAAUAGUAAAUCAGCUUGUUUUUCCUGACAAAAACACAGGUAUGACGACCCUUAAUCUUAUCUUAAUUGUUAUUAGGGAAUUAUAGUUCUUCCCGUCUUUUCAAAUUCCAGCGUUAACUCUGGCGUUAUAAUGGUUGUCACUUUCGAGUCUUGAACAACGCGUAUAGCUGUCAAGAAGAAUUGUCUUUUUGAUGUUUUAAGUGCUUAAUGAGGUUGUUGCAACUUUUGAGCCAGCCUGUGGCUGAAUAACUCGAUAUGUGCAUUUUAGCAAACUUGGACCGUGAUGUCAUCAAAAGAGACACCCUGAAAAGGCCAGGAUCAGAUUUUAUCCGCCAAAACAAGUUCUUACUAUUUCUUGGAAUAACGUAAAAAUUUAUUUCCCCUCAAUAAAGAAGACGAAGCGGAAAGGUUUAGAAAGUCAGCCUCGAAACUCACUCAUGCGACUUGUGCUACAGGGAUCUUUAAUUUUGGGAUUUCUGAGGAGUUGCCGAAACAUUAAAUGAAAGCGAACCGUAGCGUUUUAAAUCUGUUACCCAGUACCCUGGCUCAGUCUAAAGGUCCAACUUAACGUAUUUAAGCGAUGAAGUAAACUUACAUACGUCCACAGUUGGGGAAAAACCCAUGGUUGAAAUUUGUUUUUUUUUUGUAGGUGCGGCGUGUACUUUAUGUGAAGCACGAGCGAGAGUUCAGAACAAAUAUCUUGAACAGGUAACAAACACAUUACAGUCGUAGCCUGCUUGGCAGGCGUUAAAAGGGGGAGGGGAAAUUUGGGCGCGCGAGGGAGAAAGGAAAGGAACGCCUGCAAGGACGCCAUUGUUUUCUCCAUUUUUCACGCUCAGAUUAAAAAUAGUGGUUGGUCAGAAUUAAUUAAAUGUCAAUCUUCGACUUAAUACCUUUUUCCGAUUGGUUGAAAUCAACAUCACGCCAUUUGAGUUACUAAACAUAUGUCGUUAGUGAAGUGUGAUGAGAUUUCUCUACGAGGCCUUCCAAGGGGUAAAAGCGACAUGCGACACGGCCCUGAAAACUGGCGACAUGGGAAUUUUUAAAAAGCGAGAAGUGACAUGCCUACGCUGCUAAAAUGCGACAGCGACAUACUAAACAGUGAAAAACGACGGUGACAUUGGAAAGUUGUGCAUUUUAUCAGUAAAAGUGACUCAGAAUACAGGAAAUUGCAUUUCUGAGGGUUCAGAUUUUCCAAAUUUUCCCGCGGGAGCCUACCCUUAAAGAAGAAGAAGAAGAAGCGUUCAUCCUUCGCCGCUCACAAAGUUUUGCCAACUGACCACCAUGAAAAUCCUGUUAUAGCCCUGUUGCGAAACAGUUUCUCGCAAAACAAAAAUGACUGGUACAGUUACGUACACUUCAAAAAACGACAGCGACAUUUGCAGCUGUAGAUUAGGCGACAACGGUCUCCUAAAGCAAGCGACAUUGCGACACAGCUACCCCCCUUGGAAGGCCUCCUCUACGGGAAUUCAUCGUUAGAAGGCAUCAGCUUAAAAGGAGAAUAGAAAAAAGCAGUUUAAGAAUCGUAUGAAGGAAAAGGCUUUUUACUGACUAGUUCUGAAAAGUAUCAUCUCUCAACGGCAAUGGACGACCGCAUUUGAACUUUUUUAAUAUUAACUUACUUUAGAUCUCUUGUUUUAGGAAAACAAAAGAAAAACAGUGCGAGAAAUACGACGUGAAUCGCGACCAGACAUGUUUGACAGCUAGUCAUUCACAGUUGCGUUAUUUUUGUUAUUCUUUUAAUUAGCAGACGGGAUGGCGAAAACAAUGGCUUCCUUGCAGGCGUUCCCUUCCUCCCUCCUCCCUCCUCGCUCGCGCGUGGUAUCGCGCCCUAAUUCCCUUCCCCUUCCCUUUCGAACGCCUGCCACGCAGGCUAUUACAGUCAAAGCCGUCACAACAGACACACUUAACGCAUUCACACCUCAUCCGACCGCAUAACGCCUGUUCAGAUUCUCUUCCCUUGUACCACUUGAUAUCCUCUUAACAUAUUCAAACAUUAUCUACACUCGUUACGGCCCGUUUAGAUCUUCGUCCCUUACACCACUUGUUACUCUCUUAACACAUUCAAACAUUAUCCAAACGAGUUACCGUUUAGAUCCUGGUCCCCUAAACCACUUGUUACUCUCUUAACAGAUUCACACUAAAUCCACCCGGGCGUUUAGAUCCUCGUCCAUAUAAUUAUUUGCCGCUUUUAUUUUCAGAUUCAAGAUUUGUAUGAAGACUUCCAUGUUAUUCGCCUCCCACUAUUAGCUCACGAAGUUCGUGGAUAUCACAAAAUCGAACAUUUCUCGAAACAUCUAAUCACGCCUUACGCAGUGUAAACAUUUGAAUAUACAUAUGUGAUCAACCGUGUCAUCUUUCUUAUGUUGUCUGUACUAUGGUCCUCAAAUCCUUAAAGGUUCGUUAACAUUGAUAAGGGAUAAGGUUUUAGGGACAUGUUCUACAGGAAUAUUACUUACUUAAUACUUACUCACUUAGGCCGGGAAUCAUCCCGAGUCGUCCUAAUAUAAUCUUUCCACACGAGCUGAUCGAGCAUUGGAUUUCUUAUCUCUUUGGUAUCGUCCAGUCCUGUGUCAGCCUUGAGGGUGUCAAUGUAUGUAGUUCUUGGUCAUGUUGAGGUUCCCAAAGCAACACUUUUGAAGCAGUCUCUUCAUUGUGACAAGCACAAUGGCCAGUAAAUCUUAACCUGCUCGCACGGAUUGUUUCACUAACUCUUGGGAGGCUCCCGAAUAGCUCCUGGUUGUUCAUAUGUUGUUGGCCAUUUACAGCAUUCUUAAUUAAAGCCUCUGUAAUAUUUGUUAUUUUACCGGCGAACACAAGAUACUAGGCAAAUUUGCCAAGUGAAGUUUUUAACUAGUUGAUUAAAGUUUAACUUCUUAUGAAAUAUCAACCGUUAGGAUUUGUUAUAGAAUUUCACAGGCAUCAAGGACAAUCUUGUGAACUGUUUGCAACAUCCCUCCAUGAAAAAUCUUUUUUUUUUUUGCCACAUAAUGACUAAAAUUCUUUUCGUUCGCGCACCAAACGUAUUAGUGUCAGUUAUUUUGGCGACAAAAUCAUGUUCGGUAUUCCAGUGUCGUAUAACAGCAACUUCUCCCAAGGACAUGAAUCCCCGUUUAUGAAAGCAAUAAAACACUGCCCUGGUAUUACUUGACAGGGUGGACGAUCUUUCUACCUCUUUUCCAAUCUUUUGGUCAAGCUUCCCGUCCCAAAAGUUGGACUACAAUGAGUGACGCAGGGUUUGAAAAUCCCCUUAUUUGCAUGCCAUCUUGGCUUUAAGGCUUUCUGCAUAGUUGCAAUAAAGUUGUCAUAGGAAAAUGAACAAAAAGAAUUGAAAAAUCUAAUUAGGAAAAAAUUAGGCAUGCUCAUUUCAUUAAGGGAUGUACUUUCACGAAAGAAAGAAGCAGAAGAGGACAUUUUCACAGACGCCAGUAUAUCCUCUAAACUGUAUUAAUGCCAAAUAAAAGUAUUUAACCGUUCUACAAUACUCUUGUCAGGAACAUAAAAAUUAUCAAACCUUAAUUUCCAUGACUAAUUAAUUAAAAACUAUUUGCCUUUUUUCUCUUAUGGUAAGGUGGCUAUCAAUACACAUCACACCUUUUCAACUUCC